This is a messenger RNA of Anopheles coustani, 895 nucleotides long. RefSeq names its product protein max (gene Max). The coding region runs from base 245 to 826 and encodes 193 amino acids. Gene Ontology annotation, cellular component: RNA polymerase II transcription regulator complex. Gene Ontology annotation, molecular function: protein dimerization activity; DNA-binding transcription factor activity. Lineage: Eukaryota; Metazoa; Arthropoda; Insecta; Diptera; Culicidae. Gene Ontology annotation, biological process: positive regulation of transcription by RNA polymerase II. The record is from RefSeq and is a predicted model, not a curated record. The transcript is spliced from 6 exons.
GUCAAUUGCUCAUGCAGCGAGACAGUGAUCUUCGUGAAAAUAACUUACUACGCAGAGUUUUCCGUGUCCUUUUGAUCGAUUUUUAAGAUAAACAGCGAAAUUUGCAUACACGCAUUCUACCCCAACCCCAGUUCACGUGCCGGAAAAAGUGACUCCCGGUAGACGCAACUGUGGUACAGUAUUGAUUUAUGCGCUUGGCUCGCCUGCCGCCUUUAGAAGUAUCGUUGAUAGUAACAGCCCGUGGAUGCGCUUGCACGAGGAAAAUCAAGGCCGGAAGCUAAGCACUAGCGAGUGGUACGACAAUAUGAUGAGCGAUGACGACCGGGACAUCGACAUAGAGAGCGACGAUGGCGAUGAUUCCGACAACACCAAGUCUCAGUCGCGCAUCGGUGGUGGUCAUUUCUACUCGCAGGCAGAAAAACGGGCCCAUCACAAUGCCCUCGAAAGGAAGCGACGCGAUCACAUCAAGGACAGUUUCACUUCGCUCCGGGACUCGGUGCCAUCGCUGCAGGGCGAAAAGGCUAGUCGAGCGCAAAUACUGAAAAAAGCAGCCGAGUACAUUCAGUUUAUGCGGCGGAAGAACAAUUCGCAUCAGCAAGAUAUCGACGAUCUGCGCCGGCAGAACAAUCAGCUCGAAACCCAAAUUCGCCAUCUCGAACAGGCUCGUGCAACGGGCAACUUUGUCGAUGGUGCUGAUCUCGGCCUCAGUCUCAAUGAUAGCUCCCGCGAAUCCGACAGUUCCGACGUCGAUGAAGUCGUGAACAAUAACAAUAACGGGCUCGGAGCACGACGGAACAAAAAGAUGAAAACGAACUCCAGCUAUUGAAGUACUUUGUCAUCCAUUUUUAAAUGUAACUAUUAGUUUUAGUGCCUAAAUUUGUUCUUAUUUUUCUUU